Messenger RNA from Leptosomus discolor (cuckoo roller), 1082 nucleotides. NCBI's taxonomy places the organism in Eukaryota, Metazoa, Chordata, Aves, Leptosomiformes, Leptosomidae. The record is from RefSeq and is a predicted model, not a curated record.
GUUUUCUGCAUUUGGGCGGCCUCCGGACGGCUUUGUACAAUUAUAUUUUUGCCAAAAAGCACGGAGGGACCUUUGUUUUGCGGGUGGAGGACACGGACCAAACCCGCGUGGUGCCCGGCGCUGCAGAAGGGAUAGAGGACAUGCUGGACUGGGCAGGUGUUCCCCCUGACGAGAGUCCUCGCCGCGGUGGUUCCUUUGGACCCUACCAGCAGUCACACAGACUUGACCUCUACAGGAGAGCCAGCGAGGUGCUGUUGGAGCGAGGCGCGGCGUACCGCUGCUUCUGCACCCCUCAGCGCCUGGAGCUGCUGAAGAAGGAGGCUUUGCGGAGCCAGCAGACCCCGCGGUACGACAACCGGUGUCGGCACCUGACGCCCACCGAAGUGUCUGAGAAGCUGUCGCAGGGCCUCGAGUGGGUGGUCCGCUUCCGGCUGGAGAAGGGGGUGGAACCCUUUUGGGACCUGGUCUAUGGCUGGAACAAGCACGAGGUGGCUGACGUGGAAGGCGACCCGGUGAUUCUCAAGGGGGACGGCUUCCCCACCUACCACCUGGCAAACGUGGUGGAUGACCACCACAUGGGCAUCAGCCACGUUCUGCGCGGAACCGAGUGGCUGACCUCAACAUCCAAGCACCUCCUUCUCUACAAGGCCUUUGGCUGGGACCCCCCUCAGUUUGGUCACCUCCCGCUGCUUCUGAACAAAGACGGCGGCAAGCUGUCGAAAAGGCAGGGGGACAUCUUCCUGGAGCGCUUUGCUCGGGAUGGCUACUUGCCAGAGGCCCUCCUGGACAUCAUAACCAACUGCGGCUCCGGGUUCGCAGAGAAACAGAUGGGGAGGACUUUGGAGGAGCUGGUCUCGCAGUUUGAAAUAGGCAGAAUUACAACCCACUCUGCCCUCCUGGAUCUUGAAAAACUGCCAGAAUUCAACAGGAUUCAUCUCACCCGUCAUAUUGAGAACGACGGGCUGCGGCAGAAGCUAAUUAGAGAGUUGCAGUUGCUGGUGGAACACGUCUAUGGGGAUCAACAAGUGGAUCCAGAGGUUCUAGAAAAGGAAUACGUGGAGCGAGUCCUCCUGCUGAGAAAA